Molecule: messenger RNA, 2813 nt
Organism: Toxotes jaculatrix (banded archerfish)
Lineage: Eukaryota; Metazoa; Chordata; Actinopteri; Toxotidae
Gene: tm7sf3
Product: transmembrane 7 superfamily member 3
Exons: 12
Coding region: 209-1906 (565 amino acids)
Source: RefSeq, a predicted model, not a curated record
UCUCGCGGAAACAUCGUUCUCCAGUGCGAGCUGCAUCGAGUCCGUCCUGCCAGAGACACUGACUGGAAGACCUCUCACCUCAGUCAAGCAUGUCGCUCUUGCGAUCGCAAGGACUUCUGCCCAAACAGAGGAGACUGAGAGGUUACCAAUGAAUUUACUGAGCGGCACAUUGAAGCGUUUUGUGAUCAAAUAAACGAAGCAGAGGAAAAUGUCUCGUUGGAUUUGUUGUCUGCUGCUGCCGCUGCUGCCGCUUCUUCCCUCGAUGCGCGAAGUUCAGGCUCAAGUGGAAAACCGGGUGAUUUUCCUGCCGGGAACUUUCCAGAACGUGAGCGUCUCCCAGAAUGAGACGGUGCAGGCCGUGGUGUCCAGGAUCCCCUCGGACGUGGCUUUCGUCACUCUGCAGUUUCACACGCUUCACCGCAACGCCACUCUCUCCUACACCAGGAAGCCAGGUCCAGGUCUCUCUCUGACAGCAGUGGACUCUGGCCUCCUGUCAGCUCUCCAGCCGGGCCAGACGUCCCUCUCACUGUUCCUGUCUUCACCUGAUAGUGACACUGUGUCAGGCACCGGGGUCAUCCUCGCCUUCUCCAGCACUGACCCAGUCCCCGGUGCUUGUAACAUGGAGUCCAACCUUGACGUCGACCCGAAUAUCUACAUUCACUACAACCUCUAUGAGACCACGGUUCGAUUUGCACCGGCAAACUUAGGAUACUCGAGAGGUGAAGCUCCACCGGUCUGCGACGAAUCCACGGAAACCAACACCCGCUGGCGGCUGCAGUACGACGUCUACCAGUACUUCCUGCCUGAGAAUGACCUGUCCGAGCGCAGCCUGUUCAGUGGCAUCCAGGCCGUGGCUGACAUCCAGGGCAUGGUGGAGAACGGCAGACGUGUCAUGACGUUGUUAUCAUCGGAUAUGAGCACGGCGGUGUUCAACUCCAUCCCCGGCCAGGGCGUCAUCUACUCGGUCAUCGUCAGAGACCCUCUGCUGAACACCUCGGCCUCCUACGUCCCCAUCCACACCUACGCCUGCAGCUUUGCUUCCACUCUGGACGGCUGCAGAACACUGGGAAAGAUAUCUACAAAGGUUUUUUUCACCAUCACUGGCUUGGCCGGCCUGUUUGUCUGCUUCUUCGGGCAUCGAUUCUUCAAAUGCGAGCUGUUCUGCAUGGGAUUCAGCUUCGCAGCGUUUUUCUUCUUUGUCCUGAUCACGAGGACGACAGAGCUGAACUAUGACAUUCGUCUGACCCUGUCGGCAGUGAUCGGCGUGGUGGGCGGAGUCCUCCUGGUGAUGAGCUGGUGGCGUUUCGGGUCGGUCAUGGCCUGCAUCGUCGUGGUUGGCCUGAUGCUCGGCUUCCUCAUCUCCUCCACUGUCCUCUUCACUCCUCUCGGUGACCUUGAUGUGUUCAGGCGCUCAGAUGUGGUUUUCUGGGUGACGUUCUGCUGCAUCAUGAUCAUGGUUCCACUCUUCUUCGUGCGUUGGCCCAGAGAGGGUAACAUCGUCACAUGUGGCGUUGUCGGUGCUUACGCCGUGGUUCUGGCCGUCAACGCCUACAUUUACACCAGCCUCUCCUACAUCACGCUGAACAUCCUCAAACGCUUCCUCAACAACAACUUCAGCUCCAUGUUCACGGACGUGCCGUUCCAAACCGUCGACUACAUCAUGAUCACAGUGUGGGUGGUGCUCGGCGUCUGCGGCAUCGUCCUGCAGCUCUACCGCGAGCGCUCUCGGCCGUUCUUCCCACCCAGCCCGUACCUCAUGUGGCUGCAGGAACGCGAGCGCCGCAAGACCAACGUCCUGGACCCGAGCCACCACUUCCCCUCGCUGCCCAACCGCCUCCUGGCCCGAGUGCGGCAGCUCACCAAGCGCGCGGAGCCGGCGGGAGAGCACACGCCUCUGCUCCUGUGAACCUCCAACGCCCCUCGUUGUCUCUGUCUAAAGGCAGAUUUACUCGUUCAGUCGGGGUCUGAGCUGAGAGGCAUUUUUCACACACACACAGGCUCAAACUCUGCGGAGUUAGAAAGAAGCCAGAGACGAUGGUUGAUCAAGGUUGUUCCUCAUGACUGGUGCAGGGAUCUGACCCCAGAUCAGCUGACUGAAGGACACAGAGAGGGAUCAUAUCACUGACAUUUUUAAAUCUGAAAACAAAACUUUAGUCAGUUUUUUUUCCUGACAACUAACACGAAUGUUGUUUUUUUUUAAUAACUAAAACAUGGGUGUUGCUCCUUCGUGUUGUCCGUCGCUUCUCCUCAUUUCACUGUUUGCACUGAAGUCACGAACUGCUAAUGAUUCACACAGCGAGGCGCUGUCCAAACAAAACCACACCAGGUUCUGUCCACAGCGACGAGCACGAUGAGCUCACGCAGGUCACAAACAAAAAACUGACAGAGCAAUGCACAGUUUAUAUGUUUCAGUCUUUGCACAAAAGAAGAAGAACAGCGGUGUUUUUCCUCCUCUGUAAUCACAUCAGAUGUUUUAACUCCUGCUCACGCGUGUCUUCUUGGACUGAUUGAUUCUUUAUCUGUUAAUCUGAAUGUCUCACAUGUGUGCCGUGACUUUUCUCAGGGUUUCACUCUCUACUACUUUUAGACCACGAUGCACUGAGUGGACUUCUGAAACCUUCGACCUUUCAGCCCGUGAAUGUCUGUCAAUAUUUUAUUUAGCUGCUGAGAUGAACUUUCUGGUCUCAGGACUUUUAAAAAAACAAAAAAACAAAAAAAAAACCCACGACAAUUUGCAGACAUGUUCUGGAAAGUGAGGUCAACUGGAAUUUGUAAUUUAAUGUGUUUUGAUAUUUAAUAAAUGCCUCCAGGUA